Molecule: messenger RNA, 271 nt
Organism: Hipposideros armiger (great roundleaf bat)
Lineage: Eukaryota; Metazoa; Chordata; Mammalia; Chiroptera; Hipposideridae
Product: mitochondrial import receptor subunit TOM7 homolog
Exons: 1
Coding region: 98-265 (55 amino acids)
Biological process (GO): protein import into mitochondrial matrix
Cellular component (GO): mitochondrial outer membrane translocase complex
Source: RefSeq, a predicted model, not a curated record
UUUUUCAUUUUAGCCAAUCUAGUGGGUAUACAGUAAUUUCUUAUUGUACUUUAAAUUUGCAUUUCCUGGUUCUUCCUGUGCCACCUGGGCCAGCACCAUGGUGAAGCUGAGCAAAGGGGCCAAGCAGAAGCUGCAGCAGCUCUUCAAGGGCAGCCAGUUUGCCAUUAGAUGGGGCUUUAUUCCUCUCAUGAUUUACCUGGGAUUUAAGAGGGGUGCAAGUCCUGGAAUGUCUGAACCCAUUGUUUUGAGCUUACUCUGGGGAUAAAGGACU